GGCAGGGAGGGAAGGCGCUGUGCGGCCGUGUAGCGAGCGACGCUUUAUACAAUUAUCGUUUGUCAAAAUCCUUAUCUAAGCAAAACCAUUGUCUAAACUACCGCGAAUAUUAGCUUUGUCACUGAGAAUUGAGUUUAUUUUUUAGUUAAUAGCAGGGCUCAUCGUAAACCAAUCGUCCUUAAACGUCGAAGCUUACGGUGCAAACACAGAGGAGAGGUUUGUUUCUCGUCAACAUGAGAGGGAGUUCGUCCUAUGACGACAGGGACAGGGACCGUGGGAGAGACAGACCUAGGUUUGGGGCCAUGAGUGGUCGCAGUGGCCCCCCACCAAUGAAGUUUGGGAAUCCAGGUGAACGUUUGCGUAAGAAAAGAUGGAACCUGGAUGAACUGCCAAAAUUUGAAAAGAACUUCUAUGCUGAACAUCCUGAGCUCCAACGUAUGAGUCAGUUUGAAAUGGAGGAGUUUCGCCGAAAGAAAGAGAUCACUAUCAGGGGAUCUGGUUGCCCAAAAGCCAUCACAGCUUUUCACCAGGCUCAAUUUCCUCAGUAUGUGAUGGAUGUGUUGAUGCACCAGAAUUUCAAGGAACCUACAGCCAUCCAAUGUCAGGGCUUCCCAGUGGCCCUGAGCGGCAGGGACAUGGUGGGAAUUGCACAGACUGGCUCUGGAAAAACACUGGCUUAUCUUCUUCCUGCUAUAGUACAUAUCAACCACCAGCCCUAUCUGGAGAGGGGGGAUGGUCCAAUAUGUCUUGUCCUGGCCCCAACCAGAGAGCUGGCUCAGCAGGUUCAGCAGGUGGCAUAUGACUAUGGCAAGUCUUCCCGUAUUAAAAGCACAUGUGUCUAUGGUGGAGCACCUAAAGGACCGCAGAUUCGAGAUCUGGAGAGGGGUGUUGAGAUCUGUAUUGCCACACCUGGUCGCCUCAUUGACUUCCUGGAGGCUGGGAAAACAAACCUCAGGCGCUGCACCUACCUGGUGCUGGAUGAGGCUGACCGCAUGCUGGACAUGGGCUUUGAACCACAGAUUCGCAAGAUCGUUGAACAAAUCAGGCCUGACAGACAGACUCUUAUGUGGAGUGCUACCUGGCCUAAAGAGGUUCGGCAGCUUGCUGAGGACUUCCUUAGGGACUAUGUCCAGAUUAAUGUUGGUGCUCUGGAGCUCAGUGCCAACCACAACAUCCUGCAGAUUGUCGAUGUCUGCAUGGAGACUGAAAAGGACCAAAAACUUUUUCAACUGAUGGAAGAGAUAAUGGCAGAGAAAGAGAACAAAACCAUCAUUUUUGUGGAGACAAAGAAGCGUUGUGAUGAUCUUACAAGGAGGAUGAGGCGGGAUGGGUGGCCAGCCAUGUGUAUCCAUGGAGACAAGAGCCAACCAGAAAGAGACUGGGUGCUUACAGAAUUCCGUAGUGGUAAAGCUCCUAUACUGAUUGCUACCGAUGUAGCCUCUCGUGGUCUGGAUGUGGAAGAUGUCAAGUUCGUCAUCAACUAUGACUAUCCCAAUUCCUCUGAAGACUAUGUGCAUCGUAUUGGCCGUACUGCACGCAGUACAAACAAGGGCACUGCGUACACCUUCUUCACUCCAGGGAACCUGCGACAGGCCCGAGAUCUUGUCCGGGUAUUGGCUGAGGCUCGGCAGGCCAUCAACCCUAAACUUCUCCAGCUUGUCGAGUCAGGGCGUGGUGGAGGAGGAGGAGGUGGCAGAAUGCGUUACCGUGGCAGUAGCUCCAACAACCCUAAUCUCAUGUACCAAGAUGAGUGUGAUCGGCGCAUGCGCUCUGGUGGUGGCGGUGGCAAGGACAGCCGCAGUAGCUUCAGCCGUGACAACCGCAAUAGCCGUGAUGGAGACCGCUCUUCUACCUCCUACAGAGAUAGAAGCCGAGACCGAAGAGAUAACUACAACUCUGGCUCAGAUCAGUACCAGAGCUAUAACAGCGGUGGGGGCUACAACUCUCGCAGUGGAGGCCAGUUGGCUGGAGGUGGAGGUAGGGAUCAGCCAAACCAGCUGCAGGGUCCGUUUGUCCAGCCUCCUCCUCCGCCUCCACCAUCAGGAGGGCCACAGCCUCUCAUGGCCCAGCAGUUUGCUCUACCACAGCCACCGCUCAUGGGCUUCAUAGGGCAACCGCCUUAUACCUUUUCCUCUCCACCACCUCCUCCGGGACCUCCACCUCCCCGGAAGUGAAAUUAUAACACAUAAUUGCUGAGUAAAUUGGCUGUACUGCUAUUCAGUUGUAACCAUAUUUUUUACAUUGUUUCUACAUCUCUGAGAAGCAGGGGUUUGAAAUGGCAUUUAUCAAAGGAGGUAAGGGCUUACAUUUUCUGUUUCUUCUGAUCUCUGUAAUACAAACCUUGUAGGAUUUAUAUUUUUCUGUAGAAAGAAAACCUAGACUUAUUCCUCAUGAUUUUUCACCCUGGAUUGUCAGGCUCUUAUUAGUCAGUGUUUCUCAUUCGUGUGGCAUGGAGGAACAACUUCCUUGUGUUGUCAUUAUCAGGGACACAGUACAGUUCAUGCUUUAAAGUUAGGUGUAUGAGGAUUAAAAAUUAGUUUGUCCUUAGGCUUCCAUGGUACAUGAUAUAGAGAGGUCUUCAUGCAAAAAAGUUAUUUUUGAAGGAUAACUUCACAUUCCAAAUGUCAAAUUUUUUGGGGGGUGACAACAUCAAAAUGAUUUAACUUCAACUUGAAUUGUUUGAGUUCUACUUAGGUUUCACUAAGCUAUAUAUUCUAAUAAUGACAAUUAAAUCUGAUGACUACAUAGACACCAAGGCAAUGUGUUUCCGUUACAGAUAUUCUUCUCUAAUUUUAGUACCAUAUGAAUAUUUUCUUUUAUUGUAUGUAGGGUUAAGAUGUGUUUUUUAAUGCAUGCCUAUUCUUCCUAUCCUGUAGCAAGUAAAAACUAAUGCCUUUUUAUACACUUUUAACUGCUUUAUUCACACAUUUUUACAUAGGUCAGUUUAUUCAAAAAUUUCCCUUGCAGAGAUUUGUCUGAAUUACUUUUUGUUCCAUUUUCUUUUAUUGUGAUAUUUUUCUAAUGUUUUCUCGAUAAACGGAUUGUAACAGUGUUUUCUUUGAAUGACAAAUAAAAUCAGUUAUGCAUCAAAUGAA
Molecule: messenger RNA, 3095 nt
Organism: Cheilinus undulatus (humphead wrasse)
Lineage: Eukaryota; Metazoa; Chordata; Actinopteri; Labriformes; Labridae
Product: probable ATP-dependent RNA helicase DDX17
Exons: 13
Coding region: 234-2174 (646 amino acids)
Biological process (GO): alternative mRNA splicing, via spliceosome
Cellular component (GO): nucleus; ribonucleoprotein complex; cytoplasm
Molecular function (GO): RNA helicase activity; ATP binding; RNA binding
Source: RefSeq, a predicted model, not a curated record